This is a messenger RNA of Cucumis melo (muskmelon), 1400 nucleotides long. Its product is annotated as CBS domain-containing protein CBSX2, chloroplastic-like. Lineage: Eukaryota; Viridiplantae; Streptophyta; Magnoliopsida; Cucurbitales; Cucurbitaceae. The record is from RefSeq and is a predicted model, not a curated record. Bases 311 to 1216 code for a protein of 301 amino acids. The transcript is spliced from 9 exons.
UUGAACUGUAAGGCUAAAACCCCAACAUCACACAUCCUGUGUCCUCUCAUUGAUUAAAGUCACUGAAACGUUCAAUAUCUCCGACCGACUACACGGGGAUUUUCCUCCCCAUUAAAACGCCUUUUUUCCCUUUUCUCUCUUGGGAAAGUGUUCUUGUUUCCUAUCCUUUCACGGAUCGGAAGCUAAUUACAACCUAAUUCUCCGAUUCCACUUUCAUUCUGAAAAAUUUCCGGUUGUAAUUCUCUUCCGUUCGCUAGAUCAGCCAUUGAUUCGUUUGAAUUUCUCUGUUUCUCCUCAAUCAUCAACCAAAAUGACCUCCAUCUCUCUCUCCAAUUCACAUGCUCUUGCGCGGCCUUAUCCUCAUCAUCUUCCUCACUCUCACCGUCAACAAUGGUGUUCCCGCCCUCUGCUUUCGUCCAAUUCUCUUUCUAAGCUACACCGGUUUGGGAUCUCCGACCGAUUCCCCGCUCGUCCUCCCUUGCCUUUGGUUCUUGCUUCUUCUGGAGCUGGCGUCGUUGAUUCCUUCCCGCUCAGAGGAACAUAUACGGUUGGUGAUUUUAUGACGAGAAAGGAGAAUCUAUAUGUUGUUAAACCUACAACAACAGUUGAUGAAGCAUUAGAGGUCUUGGUGGAAAAGAGAAUAACUGGUUUUCCUGUUGUCGAUGAUGAUUGGAAUCUGGUGAUCUUCUUAUGGAGGGGACUGGGAAAAGGGUCCUGUUCGUUGUCAGUGUCGAUGAGGAUCUUGCAAAUAUUAUCAACAUUAUUUUUUAUUUCGUCUUUUGAGGAUUUGGGGUGCGCAUAUGCAUGUAUAGUCAAAGCAUUACCCUUAAGCCAGGCCAGGAAUUUUGGUCCAUUUAUGUUAAGAGUUGGAGUCGUCUCAGAUUAUGACUUAUUAGCUCUUGAUUCCAUUUCAGGUGGCACUCAAAGUGAUACCAAUCUGUUUCCUGAUGUGGAUAGUUCGUGGAAAACAUUCAAUGAGAUCCAGAAAUUGCUCAGUAAAACAAAUGGUAAAGUUGUUGGAGACCUAAUGACAUCUUCUCCACUAGCUGUUCGUGAAACUUCAAACUUAGAAGAUGCUGCCAGGUUGUUGCUUGAAACAAAAUAUCGUCGAUUGCCGGUAGUCGAUGCUGAUGGCAAGUUGGUGGGCAUCAUUACUAGGGGAAAUGUUGUUAGAGCUGCUUUGCAGAUAAAACGAGCUGCUGAGAGGUCAACGUAAUUCUAGAAAUAUUCUCAGGUGCCACUUUGAGGUAAAUGUUACUAGGAAGUGUAUCAUUAUUUGUAGAUCACGAUUGUAGUUCCUUAUAGUUUACACAGGGUUUGUAUUGUUACAAUUAUCUGAAUUUGUGUUUUCCAUCCUGAAGUAAACUAGAGCUUGAAAGGGAAGUUUAUUGAUUCUCUAA